Molecule: messenger RNA, 1173 nt
Organism: Arctia plantaginis
Lineage: Eukaryota; Metazoa; Arthropoda; Insecta; Lepidoptera; Erebidae
Source: the annotation of a GenBank genome assembly
AUGCACGGUGUCCGCUCGUGUGUCGGGCGCGCGCGCUGGCUGGUCGCGCGAGCGCUCGACGCGCAAGCCGAGGCGCAGCGUGACAACCGCCUUCUGUCGCGCGCCAUCGCCGCCUACCUUGAUGUGCUCAAACUGAACGAGCGACUCACCGAUGCCCGGCUGCUACAAAUUGCUGGUCGAACUCUAGACAGAAUACGAUUCAGAGGCAAUUACUUGAGUGCGGAGCCCGUCUACAGGUUGUUGAUUCGCCGAUUUCCUGAUGUUGUAGAUUAUAGAAAUAACUUGACCGUAUCCUUACUUAUGGCGAACAGGGCUGACCUUGCAGAGGAAGUUAUAAAAGAAACACUAAGAACGUGGCCAGAUGAUCGCGUCGCUUUGGCUCACUUGGGUUUCAUCCUUAAAACUCAACACAACCGUAAUGAGGAAGCAGUUGAAGCCUUUCAAAAGGCUCUCGAAGGAGAUCUCGGACCGGCUACGGAGUCGCGUUUCUAUUACCAUUUAGGAGACUCGCUCCUAUUAUUAAAUAGAUUCACAGAGGCCCACGAGGUUCAUAAGAGAGGUGCAAAAUUAGGACAUUUCUUGUCCCCUUCCCAACGUUCGCUCUACAAUGUUCAUCGUCUAAAAAGUCGACCAUGGUGGGACAUAGAACAGACACCCUACUUGAAAUUAGCACGUGCUUUAGAAAAAUCUUGGGAGGAUAUUUUAAAGGAGGGUCAAGCUGCGCAAGCUCUGUAUGAAAAAGAAAAAGAAGGACUGAAGGAACGAGGCGAGUGGUCUCAGCUAGACUUGUUUGUUCGGGGGCAAGAAGUGCCCGGCAGGUGUAAAAAAGCGCCGGUUACUUGCAGUAUAGUCCGCGCAGAGAAGGCUGCGGCUGGAUGUCGCCGUGGACAGAUCAAGUUCAGCGCCAUGGAGGCCGGCACACACGUACGACCACAUGUCGGUCCCACCAAUUGUCGACUACGAAUGCAUUUAGGUCUCAGCAAUACCAAAGAUACUUACAUAAGAGUCGACCAAGAAACAAGACAAUGGCAAGUCGGCAAGGUCUUCAUGUUCGACGAUAGCUUCGAACACGAGGUGUGGCACAACGGGACAGGCACUAGACUUGUGCUUAUAGUGGACGUGUGGCACCCCGCUCUAUCGGCCGACGAGCGACGCGAACUACCACCGAUAUAA